GCUAAAACAAUCUUGGUUGUUCGUGAGAAAUAUUAUGAAUGCUUUCACGUUGACGAGCUAAAGCGGGCGCUCGACUAGAAGGUCUACCCUCUUCUUACGGUUUCACCGCCUAGAUGGUGGACCCUAGUCAGUUUGACUGUGCAAUUUGCCAGAACCUUUUGCUGGACCCAGUUGUUGGCCCGUGCGGCCACGACUUCUGCCAAUCAUGUUUAGGGCGCUGGCGAACUGCCUCAACGCGGAGCUCUGUCUUGACAUGCCCGCUGUGUCGAGAGCCAAUACCUAGCGCGCUCGGCAUUUGCGUGCGGCUGCGGGAAACCAUUCAGCUGCUUUUUCCUGACAAAGUACGCGAAAGACGAGCUGAAGAGGAGCGAAAAGUUGCCCUUACCAGCGCAGCAAAUACAGUGGGACAGGCGUCCGCCAGCUCCACAAGCCAGCGUGCGUCAAACUCUUUUCGCACACCGCCUUCAGUGACAGCGGGUCAAGGAUUUUCACAGCUGUUGCACUCCCUGCGAGGCUCCGGGCGGCACACAUUUCGCCAUGCGGCCGCAACAGCAACAGCGGCGUCCUCAACGCCAGCAGGAGCCCCAGGGCCCGCAACGGAAACAGUGCCGACAGGGGCGCAGCCAUUCUCGAGCACCUGGGUGCCUCCCGCAACGCUCUGCUUCACGCUUGGUUGGCAUGACCCAGCCGAGACCCGCUUCGGGCGGCGUCGAUCGAUGGGACGCCGGAGGCGGGUCAGGGCGGCAUAGGUGAUGCGGCUACUGCAAUACAGCUGCGCAUAGCGGUAUCUAAGGACAUCAGGAGCGAGAUAGCGACGGCUGACUGCGCUCAUAGAUGACAUGAGCCAGGCAGCCGCCGCCUAACUGCAGCCGUGCUAGCGGCCUGGCGCGAUGUGUUGUUGCGGUGUCAUGUGUACCGUGACCGAGUGCGUUGCGGCCGUACUGUAAUGCCAUCUUGCAUGCCCCAAGGAAUUAACUGCGUGCAGGAGAGUGUAGUCAGCGGCCACAACUUACUGCGGUCUUUAAAAGCGUUGCUUGCAGGGCUGGUGGAUGCAACUGGACUGGGCGGGCGUGCGAUUGGUCGCGCAUCUGGAUGCGUCUGUCCGUGUUGCGGUGACGUGCCCGCUUUCCAAGUGAGUGCCUAGCAAAGGCGUCGGAGCGCGCUAUGACGAGCCACUUGACGAAGCACUUCGGUGCUUGGCCAAGAGGACAUACCUUGUUACCAUGCUGGGCACACGGCAAGGUGCAACUUUUGUCGGCGCGUGUUCUUGGAAGCUGCUAGUGCAAGCGGGUGUCUUGCUGUUGCAAAACGGUUAUGGCGCGAGACAGCGCCGUUGUAUGAUACGUUGUGGCCAAAAAUGCCGAUGUGAACUGAGAUCGUCUUUCACCCCUUCGUGUGCAGGGUGUGCUCCAUGGUGUGACUGUGCGGGGGCGCGCUGGGGAUCAUGCAGCUGUCGUGUUGCUCGAUGGGCUGUUCCAUUCCCCGUAAACACGCCUGUAUGACAAAACGUGUUUGCGUAGGGAAAAUAGCUCCAUGCGCAGCGCUGUGCCUGUACGUGUCGCAGCCGUGUGUAGCUGAAAUGCAUGGGAAGCCAUUACUUCUCUGUUGCAUAUCGCUUCCUGUUGUACCCCACUUGAAGGUGCUAAGGGUCGGUGAGAGGCUUUGGCUGUGAUGCCGAAGGCCAUCAGUCUUCCUUUAUUGAGGGCCAUGGCGCGCCCGUUCAGUUGCGGUGCCCCGUGCGGUAUUGGGUUAGCGCAAUCAUUUGGAUUGUCGGCCCCCAGGACUUUGGCCGACAAGCUGAUGGCUGCGGUUUGACCAAGUGCUGGUACGGACAUCAACGUGCGACUGCCCAUCCUACACUGCUGCUAGUGCGGAUAUGAAUAAGUUUGUACAAGUUUUCACUCGCCCCCUGAGGGGGGGGGCACCAGCGGUCAUGAGGUUUGGACAUUGUACUAGGCUACUUGUUGGCGUAUGUGCCACCGGACGGCACCUGUGCACUCCAGCAAUGCCUAUUUGUUGUACUUUUUUGAGGUAUAAGAUAUAUUAUGCGAAUUUCACCAUCGCAACGAUCUCAUGCAGCUAUUUUAAGACGGGGUCAAAUGGUUGACCUUCCUGUCGCAUAUUCUGUAACUCUACGGCUUUCUUUGUUUACUGGCGUGGGAUGUAUUUAUAAGGUAUCUUGAAAUGUAG
Astrephomene gubernaculifera is the source of this 2190-nucleotide messenger RNA. NCBI's taxonomy places the organism in Eukaryota, Viridiplantae, Chlorophyta, Chlorophyceae, Chlamydomonadales, Astrephomenaceae. The record is from the annotation of a GenBank genome assembly.